Messenger RNA from Corylus avellana, 801 nucleotides. The record is from RefSeq and is a predicted model, not a curated record. NCBI's taxonomy places the organism in Eukaryota, Viridiplantae, Streptophyta, Magnoliopsida, Fagales, Betulaceae.
AUGUACAUAUUGAUAUAUGUUGAUGAUAUUUUAAUUACAUGCUCACUGCCCUCAGCAAUCGAAGAUCUUCUUCACUCUCUGAAAGAUGGGUUUGCUAUUAAGGAUUUGGGGAGCUUGAAUUUUUUUCUUGGCAUUAAAGUUGUGAAGAACUGCACCGGUAUUAUACUGUCUCAGAAACGUUACAUCUGUGAUAUUCUUAAACGUACCCAUAUGCUAGAGGCUAAACCAGUCUCUAGUCCUAUGGCUUUGUUAGCCCAUCUCACUGCAUUUGACGGUGAAACCUUUUCUGAUCAGACUUUGUUUCAAAGUACUAUUGGGGCUUUACAAUAUUUGUCUAUUACCAGGCCUGAUAUUGCCUAUUCAGUGAACAAGUUAUCUCAGUUCAUGCAUAAGCCCACAGUGUUUCACUGGCAGUCUGCAAAGCGUCUUCUUCGGUAUCUCAAACACACAAUUCAUUUUGGACUCCAAAUCCAAGCAUCCAAAUCUAAUUUGUUGCAAGCUUUUUCUGAUGCUGACUGGGCUGGUUCCCGUGAUGACAGACGCUCAACUGGUGGUUAUUGUGUCUACCUUGGUGCUAAUUUAAUUUCUUGGAGCUGCAAAAAGCAGGCAACUGUAGCUAGAUCAAGCACAGAAACUGAUACAAAGCUCUUGCUAACGCUGCUGCCGAAAUCUCUUGGCUCCGCUCUCUUCUCUGUGAAUUGGGCAUCACUCUUCCUCAGUCACCCAUUCUUUGGUGUGAUAACAUUGGUGCAACUUAUUUAUCAUCCAAUCCGGUUUUUCAUGCUCGAACAAAGCACAUAG